Messenger RNA from Xiphias gladius (swordfish), 2532 nucleotides. RefSeq names its product hematopoietic progenitor cell antigen CD34. Lineage: Eukaryota; Metazoa; Chordata; Actinopteri; Istiophoriformes; Xiphiidae. Gene Ontology annotation, biological process: cell adhesion. Gene Ontology annotation, cellular component: membrane. Bases 115 to 1182 code for a protein of 355 amino acids. The record is from RefSeq and is a predicted model, not a curated record. The transcript has 8 exons.
GGUAAGAGGAAACCCUAAACUGCUCAGGCUCGACCAGCUUCAGACUCUUUCUUUUUCUUUCCCUCUCUUUUCACUCACUCAAACCCAUCGGACGUGUGCGCGCUCAGGACGAGAAUGGCAGCAUCAUCUGCAAAGAGAACAGAACGGCCCUGCAAAAUGUUUGCUUUUGCUUUGCUACUCAUCAGUUCGCUUUUAAAUGCAGGAGUCAUGGCACAGGAAGAGGAAGAUGUUGAAACAAAAGUGCCACCUGUGGAAGCAGAGGCAUAUGUACGAGGAGACAUGAUUCCAAAGAUAACGGAAGCCCCUGAGCAAGAGGAUCCACAAGUCCAAACCUUGGUUUUCCCUACUAUGGAAUCUCUAGAACCCACUGAACAGACUACAGACGCACCAGCUAUGGAAGAAGUAGAAGAGGCAGGAGAUGCGGGACACAACGAGGUCAGCAGCCCCGCAGCUCCAGAGGAGGCAACUGAUGAGGGAACUCAGUUCACAGCUGAGGCACAUACUGACAUACCCAAAGUCAUGGAACCAGAAACCCAAGCACCUAUGCCUUCCAGAGGCGAUGGCCCGAGGAACAUGCCACAGCCAGUGCCACAGGAUGAUGUUGUCUGUGUCAGCAAAGAGGCGGUCCAGAACAAAAACGCCGUCAAUCUGAAACUCAAGGCCUCCUCCAACUGUAAAGACACCAAAGUGAAGAUUGAAAGUGUUCUGCAGGAGCUGUGUGGUGAAGACUGUAAACUAGAGAUCUACCAGGAGGACAACUCGGAUAAAAUCCUUGUGUCUGGAAAGUAUGUUGAAGCUGAUGUUACAGGCAUGGCUAACAAGUUCAACAAUGACAACAUCAAAGAUAAGACUGAUGUGGAGGAAGCUGUUCCUCGUUGGGGGAAGAACUCUAAGUUGGUACUGGUUUCCUUGCUACUGACUGGCCUGCUGCUGGCUGCACUGCUGGUAGCUGGUUAUUACCUCAAGACCCACCGCAAGAACUCCAAAGGAGUCAGACUGGCCGAGUCUUUCCAGGUGGAUGAGGAGAACCAAGCUAAUACCCUGGUGUCUGUGGCCCCCCUUCCCCAGGAGCCCCUCGACAAGCCCACCUCCAAUGGAGAGUCCCCACCAGAAAAUGGGACCAACCCUGCCCCCACCACUAACGGACACUCCCAGACCCCAGUGGCUGACACUGAGAUGUGAAUGAUGACCACCCCCCUCCGAACCUCCUGUUCUACUCAUCACCCACUGGGAAACACGAUCCACAAGCCCCUCCGCUGCCUCAGAAACUGUCCACACACUGAGACAAAUUCAACAUGAAUCCACCAAAUAGAUUCAACUCCCCUCCUCCUCUCCUCAACUUGUACCUCCCGGGACAAUGAUUACAACAACGAUGAAGCUCAUCACUAUGAUGAUGAUAGUGACAAUGCCUGUAAUGUGAAAAGCUUGGGAUCACUGGCCUUUGCUGGUGUCAAGAGGAGCCUACAGACACUUUGUUUGGGACUGAGACUGAUCAGCAGGUCACUGACUGGGAUUUGUUAGCUGCCCUGACUUCAGUCUAGUAAUCAUUGCAAAAUCACCAAAAUAAAAAAUGCCAAAUAUGUGCUGUUGAUCCCUGACGAAGAAGCAAAGAAUGGUCUAUUAUUUCACCACAGCUGUGGUGCAGUGAAACCAAUGAAGCCAGGCAGGUGAAUGGAGACCAGUUUCUGUACUGUUGUAAAAAGGACUGACGCACACUGCUUGACUGUUUUAUUUUUCUCUAUGUGAUUCAGUAAAUGUUCGUUUUCGUAGCCUCGCUAUUUGCCUUGACUUUGUUAGACCUAUAAAGUGGGAGAAGGGCAAAAAAUAAGAAAGUUUAAUAUUUUUUUUGAAAUAAAAAAAACAUGCCAUUGUUAACAUUCUUCAUAAAAACCAAAGACCAGGUAUUAGUAUUAGCAACAUACAAAAUACAUAGCAAGCAGCAAGCAUGAUCUUUGGUUUCACUGAGGAAUUAAAUAAUGUUACCAAGCUAUUCAUAAUGUGGAAAUAUCAGAAAUGUCUGAAAAGUAUUAGUAUUUUCCUCAGUGCUUUAUACUGAUAGCAAAAUGAACAACUAAACCUUGUUAAUUACUGACCUUUGGUCAAAGUUUAAUUGGGAUAGGUUGCCAAGUACAUUUCUAUUUUUUUGUGGUUGCAUAGUGCUUGUCAUUAGUCUACAGUUUUUUGUUUUUGUUUUUUAAACAACUUUAAGUAUUUCCUAUUGUCACCACUGUCUUUGAGAAUGGUGAAGAUCUGCAUCAUUUUUAAAUUCUGAGAAAAAAGGCAUUGAAAACCACACACACACAAAUAGACUUUCAACUGCCCAGGCUUGUAAACAAAAUCCCUACCAUGAAUUCCUACACAACAUGCAGCAGGUUUACCAUUCCAAAGACUGCCUUUAUCUCUUUGUUGAUAUAAAAAAAAAAAAUUACGUCAGUGGUACACAUUUUUAAGCUUCUCUUCUGAACAACUGGUUGCUUUCAUUAUGUACUGCAUGUGUAAAUAAGACUGCUGUCUCUGUUAGUCAUAUCUGUG